This is a messenger RNA of Loxodonta africana (African savanna elephant), 2122 nucleotides long. RefSeq names its product olfactory receptor 2T2. Bases 463 to 1431 code for a protein of 322 amino acids. Gene Ontology annotation, biological process: G protein-coupled receptor signaling pathway; detection of chemical stimulus involved in sensory perception of smell. The transcript has a single exon. Gene Ontology annotation, molecular function: G protein-coupled receptor activity; olfactory receptor activity. NCBI's taxonomy places the organism in Eukaryota, Metazoa, Chordata, Mammalia, Proboscidea, Elephantidae. Gene Ontology annotation, cellular component: plasma membrane. The record is from RefSeq and is a predicted model, not a curated record.
AUGUAGUUUGCAAGGCAAAUAUGGGGAAUAAGGUACAGACAACAAUCUCAGGAAACAUUCAACCUAAGUGAUAAGAUUAGAAAAUGCACAUAAAAGAUAGCUCAGAAUAAAAAUAAAGCACUCCGAACCUUGGACUUCAUGAAUUAUUCCAUUUACCACCGGUAUGCAGCCUAAAGACAUAGUCUGAAGUAUAAACAAAUAGACUUAUGAUGACCUCUUCACAGAUGACGAAACUGAGUUAGCUUGGAGGUUAAUUAAUAUGUCCAGUGUCAUAGAGACAAUUAAUAGUGAAACCGUAUUUCAGAGUGGUUCUGAAUAACAUCAAAGUUGAUGUUAUUUCCUUUAUUCUACACUGCUUUUUUUUUUCAACAUACUAUUCAUGGUGGGCUCUGCCUAAAUACUGGAUUAUUACUUGACUAACUUUCUGCCUUGAUGGUCUAGGAGCUAUUAUGUGAUCUGAACAUGGAGGCUGUUAUUCAGAACUCCACUGACUUCAUCCUUUUGGGCCUCAUCACUGAUCCCUUGUUCCCUGAGUUUAUCUUUGCGGUGGUCCUCUUCAUCUUUGUGGUGGCUGUAACAGCCAACGUGGUCAUGGUUCUGCUUAUUCACAUAGAUUCUCGCCUCCACUCACCCAUGUACUUCUUGCUCAGCCAGCUCUCCAUCAUGGACACAGUCUACAUCUGCAUCACUGUCCCCAAGAUGCUGCAAGACCUUCUGUCCAAGGAAAAGAACAUCUCCUUCCUUGGCUGUGCAGUUCAGAUAUUUCUCUACCUGACAUUGAUUGGAGGGGAAUUCUUCCUACUGGGCCUCAUGGCCUAUGACCGAUAUGUGGCUGUGUGCAACCCCCUCCGGUACCCUGUCCUCAUGAACCGCAGGAUUUGCUUGUUUAUGGUAAUAGGCUCCUGGGUUGGUGGCUCCUUGGAUGGAUUUAUGCUGACCCCCAUCACCAUGAGUUUUCCCUUCUGUGGGUCCCGAGAAAUCAAUCACUUUUUUUGUGAGAUUCCAGCUGUGCUGAAGCUGUCGUGUAUGGACACGUCCCUGUAUGAGACUCUCAUGUAUUCUUGCUGUGUGUUGAUGCUGCUCAUCCCCAUAACUAUCAUCUCUGUCUCCUACACACGGAUUCUGAUUACUGUCCAUCGGAUGAAUUCUGCUGAGGGCCGGCGCAAAGCCUUUGCUACCUGUUCCUCCCAUAUUAUGGUGGUGAGCAUUUUCUACGGGGCAGCCUUCUACACCAAUGUGCUACCCCAUUCCUACCACACACCAGAGAAAGACAAGGUUGUGUCUGCCUUCUACACCAUCCUCACUCCCAUGCUCAAUCCACUCAUCUACAGUUUGAGGAAUAAAGAUGUGGCAGCAGCUCUAAGAAAAGUGUUGGGGAGAUGGGCCUCCUCACAAAGAAUCAGGGAGGGAGAUGUAUCUAGGAAAUACUAGGGGGCUCAGGUACAAAUACCCCUGUUGCCUUUGCCAAUUACACACAGUCUUCAAAAAAAAAAAUGUUCUUGGUUCUGAAAAAUGUUCAGUGUCAUUUGAACAAUCCUGAGACAUCAACAGGCAAAUUCUUCUGUUGCAAGUGUCAUUUAAAAACAACGGCUGAAGAUUGGAUGUCUCCACAGUUAAACAUUCUCAGUUAACACUAUUUCUAAAUCAUCCAAGUCAGGUGAAACAUUCAAGAGUCUUGAAUAUAUAUUUUUAUAUGUUAUAUGUGUUCAUGUGUCCUUCAUGCUUGUAUUGCUGACCAACUUUUGAAUGGAAAAUUGCAAGGGUCUUGAUCUAAUUUCAAACAUUCUACAUAAGUAUGAUAUUUUUCUAAUGAUAAUAGCAUAGCUGUUUUAUUUAGGAAGUGUUUAUGAUCAUGAUAAGACUGUAUUUUGGGUCCUGUAUUCUUAGUUACCAUUCAGCACAUCUGUAUUCUUUUACCACGUAAAUUAAACUGUGUAUAGUUACCAUGUCUUUAUAUUACAUAGAGUCUCACAUGUGCCUUAUAAUAACUUUGUUCAUUGAUUGAAAAUUGAUUUCUGCCAUUAAAAUCAUAACAUUGCUACAAUUCUACAACGACUUACAUUUAUGCUUUAAUAAAUAAUGUUGUUAGGUGCUGUUGAGUCAGUUCCGACUCAUAGCAACC